Pieris rapae (cabbage white) is the source of this 1071-nucleotide messenger RNA. RefSeq names its product p53 and DNA damage-regulated protein 1 (gene Pdrg1). The record is from RefSeq and is a predicted model, not a curated record. Gene Ontology annotation, cellular component: prefoldin complex. The transcript has a single exon. Bases 125 to 517 code for a protein of 130 amino acids. Lineage: Eukaryota; Metazoa; Arthropoda; Insecta; Lepidoptera; Pieridae. Gene Ontology annotation, biological process: protein folding.
AUAUUGUAUAUAUAUACUUGUAUAUUGAAUUAUGAAUUUUCAAUAUUGCAUUUCAGAAUUAAGAAUUGGAAUAACUGUGCACCUCGUUGAAUAGUUAAACAUAUUAUGACUUUAGGGAAAUGAAAUGGAUGAUCAAACAAAAACUUUAAAGUAUCUGGUAUCAGUAGAAAAAUUAGCUGAUGAAAUUUUAAGUGACAAACAUGAAAUAGUAUUAUUGGAUAAAAGGAGAAAUCAAAACCGGGAAGCAUUGAGGGACCUGGCAAAAACCAAUCAAAAGAAAUGUUGGGUGACCGUUGGUUCUGUGCUUGUUAAACACAGCAUGGAGUCAACAAAAGCUUUGCUAGAAGCAGAUCAGAAACAACUUGAUAUAGAUAUUAACACAUUACGCAGUAAUCUAAAAGUAAAAGUUAACAAUUUAAGAGAUUUGGAAAUGCAAGCCCCGGUUCCUGGUCUAAUGUUAGUUCCAAUGUCAAACAAGGAGACUGAAGCUUUGUCUAGAAGUGGAUUAAUUCAUUAAGAAUGUUCUAGUCUGGAUUAUUUGUUUAGGUUAUAUGGAUUAUAGCAUCUCUCCAAGCCACUGGCAGUUUCAAAAAAUGCUGUGUUUUCUAAGAAAACUCAUCUAAAUGUGGAUAUUAAUUAUAAGAUAAACAUAUACACUGUGCUUCUGGGAUUGUCACAUUGCAACCUUUUGUGAGUUAGUCUAGAUAUUAAGAUCGCCUUUAGAAGUUAUAACUAAUGGCUAGAUUAAGAGUUGCUACUUAACUCUAAAUAUUUUCAUUUGUCUAGUUCAAUGAUUUUGACACACAAGCGACACAGUUGGCAUCAGGUGGAUAGGGGUCAUGCAUUUUAAGUUGAACACAAUGGAGGCUAUCUUUUGCAAUUAACAAGAUUUAUAUCUUAGGACUCAGACUGAUAGUGUGGGUUCAGUACUAGCUCAUUAAGGUAAAUAAUCAAUGAACAGAUGUAGAAUUCUCAUGGCAUUAUGCAUGGUACCCCGUUCCACGAUACCACAGUGCCUAAUUGUUGAUAAAAAUGUUUUGUAUAUUUAAAAUAAAACAAAAGAUAUAAAUA